ACGCACAACACAAGGAGAAACUUGGUGUCCAGGGGAGGCCCCCGGCGGCUGGAGCGCUGCGGCAGCGGGCGCAGAGGCCGGAGGGAGAGGAGGCGAGGGGCGGCCCGAGCGCGGGGCGGGAGCGAGGCCAGCGGUCAUGUGCCCGUGCCCCCUGCACCGCGGCCGCGGCCCCCCGGCCGUGUGCGCCUGCAGCGCGGGUCGCCUGGGGCUGCGCUCGUCCGCCGCGCAGCUCACCGCCGCCCGGCUCAAGGCGCUAGGCGACGAGCUGCACCAGCGCACCAUGUGGCGGCGCCGCGCGCGGAGCCGGAGGGCGCCGGCGCCCGGCGCGCUCCCCACCUACUGGCCUUGGCUGUGCGCGGCCGCGCAGGUGGCGGCGCUGGCGGCCUGGCUGCUCGGCAGGCGGAACUUGUAGGAACGCGGGGCUUCUUGGUGGGGCCGGAGCCGAGACCCAGCCGGAGCGAGCAACAGGUUGGUGAAAACCCUGUGUCCUUGGAGAAAGCUGGUUCCCGUUUUCCAGAGGGGGAGCCCAGAGCUUGAAAGGCCGCGGUUGGCACUUCGAGAAGGAAGUGGAGAGUAAAGACAGCGCCUGGAGCGAUCGUAGAAACACAGAAUGGGACUGGGGAAGCCCUUUGGAAAUCCAGCUGCAGAAACAGACACCCCAAUGCUAUUUACAUACAGCUCUAUAUAUAUAAAAAAAAUAUGAAUAUUACGUAUCAGUGCAUGCCUUGUUGAGGACGUGGUUGCCUUCCUUUUCUGCACCUUGCGAUGUGAACUUUGAUAUUCUGUAAUGUCUGGGGCGCCAGAAGAGAGAUGCCUGCUGUGUACUUAGAAACUAUUUGCAAAGACUGGUGGGAAUUAGCCCCAGCAUCGGCCAACUGCCUGGGGAUAGAUGCUGGUGGAAUAAGAGGUAACAGUGCAAAAGGCAUGAUAGAAAAAAAAUAGGACUUGGGGCCAAUUGUGUAGGGGCAGUCUGGGAUGCCUCCAUUUCUUGACUCGUCCUAGCCUCUCCCUCUAUACUUACCUAGGUCGAUCGCUAGAUCCCACUGUCACGUCAAGAGAAAUGGGAUUUUUGAGUCUCUGGUGCUUCACUUAAAAUUUUGCUGGUGCUAAGUGCGUUCCUGCUGGUGCUGCUGUGGUGUUCUGUUGACAGACUUGGAAGGCCAGGGAUCAAGAGAGAUUUCUAUUUUGCUGUUUCAGAUUCUUUUUUUUUUUUUAAGGGACAAGUUGCAAAAGUGCCACUUGAGAGUCUCUUCUCUUUUUCUACGUGGGGACGAAUAUCCAGAGGUGGUUUGGAGCAAACCUUGGGGUCUAGGAGGGAGGAGGGCAUUGAGAGGCUUGCUGGUUAUGAGGCCGAAAGCUGACCUCAUGCAUGACUUGGUUGCUAUCUCCCCCACCCCCACAAAAGUGUCCUCGGAGUUCAGCCCACAGCCUCCUCCACUCCCCAAGGGGAUUUCAGGGUUUAGGUUUUAUGGAUUAAAGAGCCAAGAAAUGGCUACAUUCUGGUCAAAGAUGAUUUAUAACCGGGGGAUGUUGGGGGAGGGAGUGGGCCAUUUAAAUGAAAUGCACCAGCAUCUCACUGAUUGACAGAGGUCUGAUUUUUUUCCCCCCAAGGAUAAGCUACUAUUUUCAGAAGUUUCUAGAAGGGCUAAAAAAAGAUGUGUGCUGGACGGAGACUUGGCUGCAAAGACUCUUCAGGGAGCAGUGAUUAUUUUUUGCUUUCAUUUUCGAAAAAUCCAACAUAAGCAGGUAUUCUUCCUCUGUGCAGGAUACCACACACUGCCAUUUUCAAAGCCGAGGUGGUGAGAUGGCGAGGUGUCAGACUGCAGAUUCGGACGGUCAUUCUCCAAGGCUGGAUUUGCAGGUCACCACCCGGUACCUAUAGACAGAGGGUCCAGCAGGCUGGUUAGCAGACACCGCUCCAGUUCUAAGACGCCAGCAGUGGGAUCCACGUUUAUGGUGGAUGCGGCUGAAAUGGGAAUUAUCCCCCCACAGGCUUUGCUGUACAGUUCUAAGAAGCCAGCAGUGGGAUCCACAUUUGUUAAGGUGGAUGCGGCUGAAAUGGGAAUUAUCCCUCCAUAGGCUUUGCUGUAAAUGACCAGGUCCUUUAGAAUGUACAACCUCUCAGUGCUGCUGCAAGCUGGGAGCUGGAUUUCUUUCUGUCUUCUUUUUAAAAUCCGUUCCUUGUGUUUUCCUAAAUAGCCCUUUAAAGAGAAAUGCAACCCCAGGGCUGCUGAAUGCCAGGGAAGACUCCCCCACCCCGCAGCUUUGAACUCAGCAAACCAAAAAAAAAAAAAAAAGAAGAAGAAGAAUAAUGCUUAUUUUGGGAGAACGUGUUUCUCCUCAUUACUCGUGCCCUCCCCCUAGCUGAUGUUUGCAGGGGACCCUCGCUUAGCUGGGGACUGCAGAGAGCAGUGGGUAAUAUUCCCACAAAGCUACGAACUUAGAGAAGGCAAAUUCAUUAGAAUAAUAUGAAAUACAGUCACUGCUUCUAUUUAAUCAUUUUCUUAGCCACAGACUAGGGUCUUUCCAGCUCUCCCCAUUUUCUGGGGAGGGGCGUCCAUUACUACACAGCUGUAUCCAAUCACAGUUCUCUGCUUCUUUAAGGCUGUACCUUCAAGAUCGUAGUGGGGGCAUGCUGACCACCUAUAGACACAGGAGAAGAUGAAAGGUGAAAGGAUCCCUUUUUCAAUCCCGACUUGCCUACUGGCUUUUGAUGUUUCCCCUGGAGGAUACAAACUCCAAACGCUGGGGUUGGCAUUUUGGGUGAUUUUGAUUUCAAUGAAGCCACUUUGCUGAGAGAACUGGGGCACCCACGACCUCCUGAUAGAGCUUCUCAGCCAAGUCCCUUGUAGAUAUUCUCCUGUUUUAUUAGAGACCACGUAUUUAUCGAAUCCUGACCUUUCCUUGCACAUCAUUCAUUGGAGUGCACUUCUCGACUGCCCCGAUUUUUGACAAGGGGUUGUUUUUAAUGCUUGUUUUUAUAUGAGAUUUGACUUCUUGAUGGACAUUUGUAUUAGGAAAUUGAAGCAUGAUAUAUAUGUAUAUAUUGUCUCCACCAUCUCUCCUGUUGUAUUACUUGGAUUGCAUGAGAUAGCGGGGUGGUUCUUGUUUUUUAAAAAAUAUUUCCACAGUGUGCAAAGUGCUGGCAACAUCCCUCCCUCUCCUCCACCGCUCCCCCACUUUUCUCUGGCUGCCAAGGAGUCAUUGAUUUUGAUUAGCUUCACUGCAGAACGUCUGUGAAGAGAGAGAGAGAGAAAGGGAGGGAGGCUUUGAAAUAAAUUUUAAAAAAGACCUCAUAUCGGGUUUCAGCAGACAGCAGUGUGUGUGUGUGUGUGUGUGUGUGUGUGUGUGUGUGUGUGACCGUACAAGCAGAGGGAGGCCUCUGAGAUCAUCGUUUAGGUAGCUUGCUGCAUAAUGAGAUGAAGAGACUUUUGCCUCUUCAUUUCUGAUGGUGCUGCUUGCUCUCAGAGAGUGGGGAGCCAGGAACCUCUGGGACUGGAGCCCCCGGGACUUCAACACUCCGAAUGAGAUCCAGUCCUUUCUGGAAGCUUCUCACCCCCACCUGAUCCCCCACAAAUACAAUCUCUUCAAAUUUGGGGGUCCGUUUCCUAUUCUCUUUGUUAUUGGUGUAGCUUGAGUAGGAAGUUUCUCUGGGGAGCCCAUUGGCCCCACUGGCUGCUGUCCAUGGUCCUAGGCCGUGCACAUCUCCUAGACCCCAGUUCCUGUUUUGUUUUUGGGGGGUUUUUUUUGGCCCUGUGCAUCUCUUAGAGCCCAGUUCCUGUUUUUUUGUUCUUUUUUUUUUUUUUUUUUUUUUUUUUAGCCACCUUCAUUUGGAUACUGGGGACUUCUUUUCCACUUCUUCUUUUUUUUUAUUUUGAGACAGAGUCUCACUCUGUCACCCAGGCUGGAGUGCAGCGGUGCGAGCUCAGCUCACUGCAACCUCCACCUCCCAGGUUCAAGCGAUUCUCCUGCCUCAGCCUCCUGAGUAGCUGGGAUUACAGGCACCCACCACCAUCCUCGGCUAAUUUUUGUAUUGUUAGUGGAGACGGGGUUUUACCAUGUUGGCCAGAGUGGUUUUGAACUCCUGGCCUCAAGUGAUCCACCUGCCUUGGCCUCCCAAAGUGCUGGGAUUACAGGCGUGAGCCACCGAGCUCAGCCUCCACUUCUUAUUUUGAUUCUUUUCUGUUUUGAUGGUGAGAGGAAAGGAUGAUUUACCCAAUACUGUCACAGAAAAAUGAAACUGUGACUGGUUUUCACAAUGUAUGUAGCUGAUCUCAUGUUCUCCUAUUAUUAUGUUUCUGACAGUGAUAAAAUAUCACUCUCCCUCCCUGGGGCAUUAGAGGAGUCCUCACCCGCCCACCUCCUACACAAGUAUCUUUUAGGGACAGUGGCUCACCAUUGUGGACUUUUUGAGUGUCCACCUGAUAUUACAAGUUGCAUUGACCAGAACACAGAUUUUGCUCUUCUGUGUCAAUACCCAUUUCUUUUCUGAAGGUCAGAAGUUGGUUAAGGGUUUGGGGGACCAGCUAGACACUCUUCUUAGUCCCAUGGAGCUGACUGGAAGUUCCAUGAGGGGAGGAAAUUGAUGUCAAAGUGUCAUUUUAAAGCUUAAGCUGAAAGUUUAUUUUUUAAAUUCUCAUUCAUUCAUUUAGCAUAUAUUUAUUGAGCAUCUACAAUGUGCCAGUUGUAGAAUUCCAUCUCAGAAGAGACUUGACUUGUGGAUGGUGGAGGGGCAGUCUUGCUUGGAAGCAGAUGAUGUGAAAUGUUCCUUUCCAGUCUGGUUCACGAUGUUUAACAGAUUUGUCAGGUCACCACUGUGACCCCAAGCUUUGCUGGCAGAUUGUUAUAUAGUAUUUACUGAGAGCCCUGCUAUCUGGUAAAGGCAGUUAAAAAGCCUGCAAUCUCGACUCAUUUCCAGCAUGAACAGACUGGUCCUUGCUGCUUUACACAAUAAUCAAAGCUACCUUUUAUGGCGUGCUCGCCACUCCCAAGCACUGGGCGAAGUGCUUUACCCGUCUUCCCCUCCGCGAUGCCUCAUGCCCACUUUAGCAGAUAGUACUGUUAGCAUUCCCAUUUUACAGUGGAGGAAGCUGAGGCUCAGAGAGGUUAAGCAACUUAGCUGAAGGCCACACCACCAGCGAAGUGCCUGAGCCAAGAUUUGGACUCGAGUCCAUGGGACCCCCACGCUCGUGAGCUGACUGCUCUGCUCCACUGGGUCCCUUCAUGAGGUCGUCCCACAGCACUGCUAGUUCCAGGGCGAGUGCCAGCACAUGGCCCCGCUGGGAGCCGGGUGCCUGACUUAGGUCUACUGGAAAAAGUGUCACCUUUGGGGACACUCAAGGACAGGCUGGUUGGUUUCAUUGUGGAUUUUAUAUACUCAUGCCCUAACCCCGUGUUCCUGGUUUCUAUAAGGCCCCGGGGAAGGUGCAUGGAAUUUGCAAAUACGGCCUGUAUGACUUAUUUCCUAGGACACGGGAAGCUUUUCUUACCUCCUUCCUACCCUCUUCUCCAACCUGAACUCCCAAGUUUCUUCUCCUGAAGGUCUUUUGCACUAUAAGCGCCAAGGAGCCCGUGCGCGUGGCAGGGGCGGCUGGGAGGGUAUCUGGAGAACCUUAGUGAGGCCUCUGGCCUAGCCAGAGAGGCAAUAAGCCUGGGGACGUUCCGUUCUGGGUUCUGACGUUGUUGGUUCUGACAUCGUUGUGCUCUUUUGUAAGAGGAAUUUCAUACCUUGGAGACGCUUUGUACAUAUUUGUAAUGACUUUAUUAAAAAAUUGAUUGUGCACUUCUA
Pan troglodytes (chimpanzee) is the source of this 5788-nucleotide messenger RNA. RefSeq names its product harakiri, BCL2 interacting protein (gene HRK). The transcript has 2 exons. Gene Ontology annotation, cellular component: mitochondrion. Gene Ontology annotation, biological process: positive regulation of apoptotic process. NCBI's taxonomy places the organism in Eukaryota, Metazoa, Chordata, Mammalia, Primates, Hominidae. The record is from RefSeq and is a predicted model, not a curated record. The coding region runs from base 137 to 412 and encodes 91 amino acids.